Molecule: messenger RNA, 831 nt
Organism: Plasmodium coatneyi
Lineage: Eukaryota; Apicomplexa; Aconoidasida; Haemosporida; Plasmodiidae
Exons: 1
Coding region: 1-831 (276 amino acids)
Source: RefSeq, a predicted model, not a curated record
AUGGAAUACAUGAACAUGCGUAGGAAUACGCCGGACUAUGCAACGCACAGCUAUAUCGCAAAUCUAUUUACCGUCACUUGUAAAAAAAUGAGUAACAUCAUGAAUAGCAGUGCCACUUGCCUGCACAAUUUUUUAAUCCAACUGAAGAACUUUCCUUCCAGACAAUCAUUGCGCUCUUACCUCGUAAUAUAUAACCUCCUCCUCAUUGUAUUUCUAUUAUUUUUGCUAAUGAAAUAUAGGAAUAAAUGUAUACGCACCGAAAGGCAAGACCCCUCCCAACGGUUUGCUCGCAAGCAGGUGGAUGCCCCCCUCGAGGAGGGAAGUAGCAAAGAGGAGGGACAAAGCCAAAGCAGGGGUGGAAGUAAAAGACGGGGUAGAAGUCAAAGAAGGGGUGGAAACCAAAGCAGGAGUGGGAGCAAACAGAAGGCACAAAUCACAAAUAACGGUCGCGCAACAAGCAAGGGAAGAACCACCAGCAAAACACGAAACACUGGUAAAGGGCGAAACGCACGCAAAGGGAAAAAAGCUCCAAAGGACAACCAGAAUAGAAACAGCGACUUGGAACAAGAGCAAAAUGUGGCAAGCAUAUUAAACAGCUUAAGAUCCAGGGCGAGAAAUCAAAAGGAUAAUAUCCAACGGGAAAACUCCCCUAUAAAUACAAAACGAACUAGAAGAACAGGAUUAGAAAUGACACAAAUGAAUAAAAUGGUCACAUCAAAUUCGUUAGACAACGUGUCUCUGCCUUAUGUUGAUAUAUCCAAUUCUCACAUGAAUUUAAGAGAAAAGGAAAAAAAAAGAAAAGGCUUAUUGAAAGAAAAAAAAAAAAAUUAG